Messenger RNA from Rotaria sp. Silwood2, 575 nucleotides. Lineage: Eukaryota; Metazoa; Rotifera; Eurotatoria; Philodinida; Philodinidae. The record is from the annotation of a GenBank genome assembly.
AUACAUCUAAAUAUAUCAAUUUAAACGAUUUAAUUAUUGAAAGUUUAAUUAAAAAAGGUAAAUUUUCUGAUAUAUAUCAAGGAAAAUUUCAUAAUGAACCAGUUGCUAUUAAAAUUUUAUCAAAUAAAAAUGAUAUAAUUCAUUCAAAUAUAUUAUUUCAACAUGAAAAAGAUAUUUAUUCAUUACCAUUUAUGGAUCAUGAAAAUAUUCUUAAAUAUUAUGGUUAUUGUGUAAUUGAUGAUAAUAAUUGUUUAAUAUUUGAAUUAAGUAAAUAUGGUUCAUUACGUGAUGUACUUCGUUCACGUUUAUUAAAAGAUGAAAAUGAAUUAAUAUUAAUAUGUAAACAAAUCUCAAAUGGUCUUGAAUAUCUUCAUAGUGAUUAUCGUCGAAAUAAUUCAAAAGAAAAAUCUCGUCCACCAAUAGCACAUAGAGAUUUAAAAUCAGAUAAUAUUCUUUAUUUAAAUGAUAAUAGAUUAGUUAUUUCUGAUUUUGCUUUGGCUAUUAAACUUGAUCAAAAUCAAAAUUGUCCAAAUGAACAACAACAAGUAAUUUAUAAAAAUAAUAAAUAUAUAUAA